This is a messenger RNA of Ooceraea biroi (clonal raider ant), 972 nucleotides long. Its product is annotated as neutrophil collagenase. NCBI's taxonomy places the organism in Eukaryota, Metazoa, Arthropoda, Insecta, Hymenoptera, Formicidae. The record is from RefSeq and is a predicted model, not a curated record. Gene Ontology annotation, cellular component: extracellular matrix. Gene Ontology annotation, biological process: proteolysis; collagen catabolic process; extracellular matrix organization. Gene Ontology annotation, molecular function: zinc ion binding; metalloendopeptidase activity.
AUGUCGUUUUCCGCCGUCGUCGCGUUCCUCCUUAUCGCGUUUCCGCUCGCUUCCGCGUACGACGAGUACCGGAGCAGGGACGGGGCCGUGAAUUUUCUUCGACAUUACGGCUAUCUCGAGAGUACCGCGGAUCGAUCCCUAAUAACGAACGACGAGCUGCGUCACGCGAUUUCGCUGUUUCCAGAGUACUACCACCUUCCGGUCGACGAUACGCUGAACAAUGCGACGCUUCAUUAUAUGGCUAGACCACGCUGCGGGGUGAGCGACGCGCCGAGUCGCCGGCUCGGCGUCGCGCCGUUGCGGUGGCCGAGGCUGAAUCUCACGUGGAACUUCCAACUCGCGGAUCGGACUACCCUGCGAACGGCUGAGACCGCCUUCGCUAUCUGGGCCGCGAACUCGUCGCUGACGUUCUCGCGCGACACGAACAAGCCUGACAUCAUCAUAGCGUUCCGCGAGGGUAGGCACACGAUGCUGGACCGUAGGUACGGCGGCGCCGUUUGUCCCGAUGACCUCGAUGGACCGGGCAAGGUGCUCGCUCACGCGACGUUACCAACAGGGGCCCGGGACGACGUGUCGGAGGUGCACAUAGACCACCGUGAGGCGUGGCACAUCGCGCUGACCCCCAAUCCGCAGAAUUCGCAUCAUCUGCUGCGAAAGCUCGUUCACGAGAUCGGUCACUCGUUGGGGCUGUCGCACACCACGGACGAGAACUCGCUUAUGUACGCGUACUCACCCGCCGUGGACUGGCCGGUGGUGCUCGGUAUGGAGGACGUUCUCGCCGUGCGGAAUCUCUACGGCGCCGCGAAGGACGAGCCGUCGACCGCGGUGCCCGCCGAGCCUACGGUCGUACAAACGACUACGACGCCGGCGACUACGACGACGGCAUCGCCGGAACCGCCCGAUCCGUGCACCUGGCGCGACAUCGACACCCUGCUCGUGCUGGGAAAGCGCUUGUUCAUCACGCAAGGGUAG